CCAACAGCGGCGCCUGGCAGGAGGGCGAGGAAGAGGAGGAGGAAGAAGAGGAGGAUGGAGUGAGCCCCGCCGCGCCUGCCAGGGCCGCGGCGCCCCCGAGAGGGUCCGGCGAGUGCGGGCGACCGGGCUUAACCAAAGGACAUGGUGACUGACUUUGAUGAGAAACAUGAUCAACAUAUAGUAUUUCUUCAGCAUAGAAACAGGAUAUUGAAAGAGCUUAGAAGAAAGGACCCUAUGCAGAUCAAGCUGGAGCAGCUGGAACAAGGUUUUAUUCUGUAUGUGAACGGAGCGAACUCAGAACUAACCAACCAUCGCAAGAAAGUCAACCCUCAGAACUUUUUCAGAAGUGGCACCCGAACAGCAAGGGGAAACUGUUCCAGUUCCAGAGCCCUGUUACAAGACGACAACGACAACCUGCAAGGGAGGAGCACACAAAGUGCACCAAGUAAAAUCCAGCGCCGAGGGUGGCUCCAGAAAGCAGUGCAGAUCAAAACAGAAAGUGGAUCCAGACUCCAUGUCUCUCCUCCUUCGGAGUACUCUGAGGAUUUUGAACCUUAUGAAAGCCUAAGCUUGCAUUCAAGUGACUGUGAACAGGAUGACGCUGGCCAGAGUCUCAGAUCUCCAGAAAGCACAAUCCCCAGUGGCUAUAUCCUCUCCGUUCCAAGGGCAGAACGAAGUAUGAGCAAUUAUGCUGAAAAGGACCAGUUGCUUCUCAGCAUGGAGGACAUGAAGGAACUCCGGCAGAACUUGGAGUUCAGCGUGAAUCAGAAGAGGAUGGAGGAAGAUUGCUCGGAAGGGGAGACCUCUGACUCUGUGGAGGAGGACGUACCUACGGGGGCCUCGGAGGCAGAGGAGCCCCAUGAGUCUUCUGGAGAAGGCACUGGGCUUCUCCUCAGCAACGCAGGAGACUCCCCAGCAGCAGCAGCAGCUGCGCCCACCUCUCUCCUUGUGCUGGAAUUCAAGCCCAACUGCCAAAGCAUGAAGAAGGAGCGGAGCCUCUCUGCAAAGAGGAAGGGCAGCGCUGAGACCUACGUCCCCACCAAGCCUGGUAGCCAAGUGGCUCGGCCGCUCUCCGCUGGGUGCCUGCACCAGGAAGAUCAGGAACAGACCCCCUCCAGGCCAAUCAGCCGAGCCGAAAGGCCUCUCUCAGCCACCCGGAAGAACGUGUGUGAGAAAAAAGACCCCGUGCGCUCGGCUUCUGUGGUCCUGAAGGCGGUGCUGGCAGAAAACGAGACCCUUCAGAAGGAGCUCCUCUGCAGGCAGCUGCAGGCUGGGCCCCUGAGGGCUGAGCUGGAGCCAGCUGCUUUUGCUGAGCUGCCGUCGCCUUUGACACCCGCGUCUGCAACAAAUGAGCCUCCUCAAAAGCUGCAGGAGGGAAGCGUCGUCUCCACAGCCAUGGAGAAGAUUGGGCACCUAGGAAACAGGCAACAGAAGAAGCUUCUGAAAGUGCUGCAAGAGAUUGAGAGCCAGUCUUCCUGCCGCAGCCCCCCAGUGCUGGGCCAGCUGGAGUUGGAGAGGGAGGUCCGGGAUGCCAUUUACAUCACUGUGGAGAUCCUCUCCAACUGGGGCAACGCCACCAGGGUGGGCCUGACGGAAGUGGAGUUCUUUGAUCUGCACCACGCCAAAGUGUUUGUGUCUCCUCACGACGUGGACAUCCGGCACGCCGACACGCCGGGAGAGCUGGGCUGCCUGGUCAACAGGAACUCCAAGGUCAGCAAAGAGCGCUUCCCCUGGACAUGCCUCUUCCAGCCUCCAGUGCAGCUCUACUUCGUGGUCCGAAAUCCCAGCUUGUCUGAUGACUUUGGUCUAUCCCGGAUCAGGAUUUGGAAUUACAGCACCCCUGUGCCUGGUGAUCUUGACAUCGGAGCAAGAAGCAUCAUUGUCUAUGUGGAUGGAAACCUUGUAUUUGCUGGUGAACUGCAAAAGGGCUGUGGAAACGAGGGUGCCGAUGGCAGCAGCUGCACCACCAUUGAGCUCCCAGAAAGUUGCUCCGUUCCUGGGAAGGGGAGGGAGGGAAGGGGCUGGGGCGCGGCAGACUGGAGCCACGAGCCAGGCAGGGAGCCGUUGAAUCUGAAGCCUCCCUUGGGGGGAAAUUGCUCCGAGGAAGAGGACAGCUCUCUUGGCCUGGUUAAGUUGAAGCAAGAUCUCCAAGCAGCACCUGGCUCAGUUUCCAGGGGAAAUGUCCGUAGCCCCCUCUCGCCAGAGACCAUGGAGCCCGCUCAUUCCGACGACGAUCUUUCUCUGAAUGAACAAAUGGAAAAACUCUCUGGAAGGAAACUGUCUCAGCUGCCUGGCAUAGAACCCCCCUGCAUCCUGCCCACUUCCGAGGCCAAAGAAAAGAGCCGGGUCUGCUCUCCUAAGCAAAACCCAUUCCCCUGGCUUGAAUCACAGCGAGCCCAGCUGCCCGCUGAGACCAUUGGGAGGGGCUGCCUAGGAACAAGCGACAGGAGCCCCCACCCCUGCCCAGAUGAUCUAGAGAGAUCCCACCUUGAGUCUGCGGAGGGGAAGCUGCUGGCAGGUACCAGGAAAGAGUCAGCCACCGGCUUGGACUUCCUGAGUCCCCUGCCCAGCAAGUGCAACUAUGCGGCCGACCUGCUGCUUCCCGGGCGAAGUCUGGGGGCCCAUGGAAGGGAGGAGUUUGGCCAUGCCAUCUUCAAGGAGGAAGCCCCACCGGACAUAGGUGAGGCUCUGCUGGCGAAGGGCAAUGCCACACGGCCUUCCCGGGCAAAAUGGGGCAGUUCCCAGGAGCAAGUUCUGCAGGAGUCCUGGAACUCUCUGCUGAAGUUCAACCACCUGCACCAUGGCCGAAUCUCCAACAUGGACUUCCAAGGAGACAUUUUUGACGAGUUUCUCCACCAGCAGAAAAUCAGCCGGCAAGGAGACCAGAAGCUGCGGGCAAAGGAGAGCGGGCAGGGGCUGCCCAGGCGCCAGGAAGGGGAGGGCUGCUUGGACCUGGAGGACGGGGGCGACUUCCAAAUCCCAGUCCUGCCUUUUGGGCAGCGCUUGAGAAUCGACAUCCGCUCCACCUGGGGGGACAGGCACUACGUGGGCCUCAACGGGCUGGAGCUCUUCAGCUCCAAAGGGGAGCCCAUCCAGAUUGCCAAAAUCACAGCCAACCCCCCCGAUAUCAACAUCUUGCCCUCCUACGGCCAAGAUCCGCGAGUGGCCAGCAAUUUGCUGGACGGGGUGAACCGGACUCAGGACGACAUGCACCUCUGGCUGGCUCCCUUCACCCCUGGGAAAUCCCACUGCAUCUUCCUGGACUUUGCCAAGGCGUGCGAGGUGGCCAUGAUCCGCAUCUGGAAUUACAACAAGUCCCGCAUCCACUCCUUCCGGGGCGCAAAGGACGUCACCAUGCUGCUGGACGAGCAGUGCAUCUUCCGAGGGGAGAUUGCCAAGGCUUCUGGGACGCUGGCUGGAGCUCCAGAGCAGUUUGGAGACACCAUUCUGUUCACCACGGACGACGACAUCCUGGAGGCCAUUUUCUGUUACGACGAGUCCUACGACGAGGAGGCAGAAGGCGCCUGCAGCCUGAGGUACGAGGAGGAGCUGAAGAGGCCGAAAACUGCAGAUGGGGAGGGGGACGAGAGACCCUUCACGCAGGCGGGCUCACGGACAGAAGACAGACAGGGCUGGAUGCAGAUGGCUGUGCCAGAUUCUGUCCCUGAGAUGAUGACCAAGGAACCAGGUGUCUAUACUGGGAAGUGCCUUGUGCUGAAUUUCACCGUUUCUUGGGGAGACGCUCACUACCUUGGACUGACAGGGCUGGAAGUGGUAGGAAAGGAGGGCCAAGCCAUCCCCUUUUCUCUGGAUCAGCUCUCUGCCUCCCCACAGGACCUGAACGAACUUGCAGAGUACACAGAUGACUGCAGGACCCUAGAUAAAUUAAUUGAUGGGAUCAACAUUACGAUGGAAGAUGAGCACAUGUGGCUCAUUCCGUUCAGCCCUGGAGAAGCUCACGUGGUCACCAUCCAUUUCACGCGGGCGGAGAGCAUUGCUGGCCUUCGCAUCUGGAACUAUAAUAAAUCUCCCGAGGACACCUACAGAGGGGCCAAGGUGGUCCACGUCUCCCUGGACGGCUGCUGCAUCUCCCCUCCAGGAGGCUUCCUCAUUCGCAAAGGUCCCGGCAACUGCCACUUUGACUUUGCUCAAGAAAUCCUCUUUGUGGACUACCUGAAGGGCCCCCCAGUCAUGCCAGCCUGCGAACGAACGGAAGUGGUGAAGGCGGAACAAGCCAGCAUGGACUACGAGGCUCCGCUGAUGCCCUGCGGCUUCAUUUUCCAGUUCCAGCUUCUUACCAGUUGGGGUGAUCCGUAUUACAUCGGUUUGAACGGACUGGAGCUGUAUAAUGAACGCGGAGAGAAGAUUUUCCUCGGUGAGAACAACAUUGCGGCUUUCCCAGACAGCGUCAACAUAUUGGAAGGCGUCUGCGGAGACGUCCGAACGCCAGACAAGCUUAUCGAUGGCGUGAACGACUCGACCGACGGGAGGCACACGUGGCUGGCACCCAUUCUCCCUGGCUUGGUGAAUCGCGUCUAUGUCAUCUUUGACUCGCCUACGACAGUCUCCAUGAUUAAGCUGUGGAAUUACACAAAAACUCCCCAGAGAGGAGUCAAAGAAUUUGGACUCCUUGUUGAUGACCUGCUUGUCUAUAACGGGAUUCUGGACAUGGUGAGCCACCUGGUCCACGGCAUCCUCCCAACCUGCGACCCCGUCGUCCCCCAUCACACUGUUCUCUUCACGGACAACGAGAAGAUCUGCCGUCAGGAGAAGAACUCUGUCAUCAGCAAUUACAUAGAAGACCAGGAUGUGCGGAUGAUGAAUGAAAACCAGAUAAUUUCCUAUUCGAAGAAGAAGCAGGUGCCUGCAGACCCAGCACUUCGCCCUAAAACCUGCAUCCAGGACAAAGGAUUGCUGCGGAGGAUGAGGCCGUGACACGAGGAAGACACAGAGCUGGCCCCUCGCGCUGCUAGCCUUGGGCUACUCCCCCCACCGCCCCACAGAGAGGGGUACCGCCUAGCCUCCUCAGGGCCAGGGCCGAGACCCCCAGGACUGCUUUUCUCAGCUGCAGCUGCAUUAAAUCUAUUCCCUGAAGGCCCCCCCCUUAUGCUUCAGCCAGGAGAGGCUUUGGCAGGGCGACUGCUGCAGAGAGAGGCCUUGCCAAGGCUCCCGGUGGCUCCCAGGCAGAGGAGCUGCCACAGGCCCCAAUUCAGGUGCGGGGGGGGGGAGUGAAUGGCCAAUGUGAAGAGGUGCAGUUAGGAGGAGGGGGCAGCUGGCAGCCAAGGGGACCCCUCUCCCCCCACCCAGAACCUCUGCGUUGCUUCUGACACUUGCAGUCUGUCCUGCCCUGUCCUGAGUGUGCCACAGGUAGGACACAAGGGGGCAAAGUGGUCAGAGAUAUGCCUCCCGCCCCCCACUCCCUCCUUCCAGGCUUCCCAAGCUCUCUGGAAAAGGAGUCGGGUGGGGGCCACAGCCCCCCAAAUAGGACCCAGAAGGAGAGAGUGCCAUUCCAUAGCGGCAAGAAGCUCAAGAGGUCAAGAAGCUGCUAUGCAGCCCCCCUGUUUCUAACGCAGGGCUGGCCAGGAGCUGCAGCCGCCUUGGCCCCCUCCCUCAUGGCAGGAGGAGGGUCCCGGCCAGAUGGGAAGGGGGUGGGUGUCCCUGGAGUUGAAGGGGGCUCAGGGGCACAAUUCACCAUGUCCGCAGAUAGGGAUGCUGAAUGCCGACUCCCAAGUUAUCCGGUUGCCUCAGUCUGUUCCUCUUUGGGGCCACGGAUCGUCUCCCCUCCCCUCCCCUC
This is a messenger RNA of Lacerta agilis (Sand lizard), 5794 nucleotides long. RefSeq names its product KIAA0556 ortholog (gene KATNIP). The record is from RefSeq and is a predicted model, not a curated record. The coding region runs from base 142 to 4935 and encodes 1597 amino acids. The transcript is spliced from 27 exons. NCBI's taxonomy places the organism in Eukaryota, Metazoa, Chordata, Lepidosauria, Squamata, Lacertidae.